This is a messenger RNA of Erigeron canadensis, 1308 nucleotides long. RefSeq names its product protein ABSCISIC ACID-INSENSITIVE 5. The coding region runs from base 1 to 1308 and encodes 435 amino acids. Gene Ontology annotation, cellular component: nucleus. The transcript has 4 exons. The record is from RefSeq and is a predicted model, not a curated record. Gene Ontology annotation, molecular function: DNA-binding transcription factor activity. Lineage: Eukaryota; Viridiplantae; Streptophyta; Magnoliopsida; Asterales; Asteraceae. Gene Ontology annotation, biological process: positive regulation of DNA-templated transcription.
AUGGUGGUGAUAGACACAGAAAUCAUGUCUCCUGGGGAAGUCGAAUCGCCAUUACAAUCUGACCAACAACAGCCUCGGAUCAUUAAUGUUCAUAAUGGGCCUCAACUCGGUCGACAAUCUUCCAUCUAUUCCCUUACCUUGGACGAGUUUCAACACACCCUUAACGAGAGCGGAAAGAAUUUUGGAUCGAUGAAUAUGGACGAGUUCCUCAAUAGCAUUUGGACUGCUGAAGAAAACCAGGCUCACGCGCAAGUUCAACCUGCAGCCGCUACUACUGCCGGUGGCGCAACGACCGCCACUUCCGCUGCAAUGGCGGCUAACGGUUCUAGUAGUAGUGGACAGUUUUUGAUGGGAUUGAAUACUAGUUCAGCCGAGCCGAAUAUGAUUGUUAGGCAGCUAAGCUUAAGUCGACAGGGCUCGUUGACCCUCCCGGGCCCACUUUCUCGGAAAACAGUCGACGAGGUUUGGUCCGAGAUUCAAAAGACUCAACAUGAUCCCCAUCAACCAAGCAAUGGGAAUGACUCGAGUAACGAUCAAGUUCCGGGUUCUGCUCAACGGCAGCCGACUUACGGAGAAAUGACUCUUGAGGAUUUCUUAGUGAAAGCAGGGGUAGUCAGGGAACAAAACCACUCCAAUGGUCCAACUGGGCAGCAACAGCCUCCGUUCGGGCUAUACCCCAACGGAAACAAUCGUGUUGUUGGGCCUCCACCUGGAUCAGCGCACAUGGUGAGGCCCAUGAUGGCUGGCGGUGCUGUUAUCCCGCCAUACUCCCCCCUCAUUAGGGAGGCACCGGGUUAUGCAGGAGGAAAACGGGGCGGCACCUAUCAAUCACAGCCGCCUCCAUGUUAUGGUGGCAUGGUAGGAAAUGGAGGGGGUGUUGGCGGUUAUGGGCAGGGUUUGGGGAUUGGGUCGCCAGUUAGUCCAGUAUCUUCUGAUGGGAUGGCUACUAGCCAGCUUGAUAGUGGGAAUCAAUACGGGUUGGAUAUGGGCGGCAUAAGAGGAAGUCGUAAAAGGAUAAUCGACGGUCCAGUGGAGAAAGUGGUGGAGAGGCGGCAAAGAAGGAUGAUAAAAAAUCGAGAGUCUGCUGCAAGGUCACGAGCUAGAAAACAGGCUUACACAGUUGAAUUGGAGGCAGAAUUGAAUAUGCUUAAAGAGGAGAAUGCUCAACUCAAGCAAGCUCUGGCAGAAGUAGAGAGGAAAAGAAAACAACAGUUUUUUGAAGAAAUGAGAAUGAAAGCCGUCCCACAAGUUCAGAAGGUUAAAGGGAAGUCGAGGGUGUUAAGGCGAACCUCGAGUUGCCCGACCUGA